GUCCUCAGGUGCGUGGUGGCUAUUCCUUUGGGCUUUGAGGCAGACAGUGCAUCUAUGAUUGGGUGUGUGCUUAUUGGGAAGGGAGGGCGAGGCGCGGCGUGUGCGUUGUCCUGGCAACAGUGGUCCAGGGAAAGCGGCUGCAUCACGUGCAGGCAGGCCGGCACCUGCCAAAGCUUCCGCGGUUAAGGGGUCCAGGGCGCAGAUUGCAUCCUUCAGCGCGUCGGGCCUCCCCCUUGUUGUCCAAGCUGGUGCGGCCGGCUCUGGAGGAGGUGGGGCGGUGCCCCUGCUGCAGCUACUGCCGUCGCCACCGCCGCCACCCUCUGGACUGUUCCUGCUCUGGCCCGAGGUAAAGAGAGCCGCCGCCGCUGUCUCAGCUGCGCAGAAUUACUCUGGGGGCCGGAGGCUGCUUUGGCAGCAGAGGCUCCUCUCGAGGGGAGGGAACAAGGUGUCGGAAUGAAACGCUACGCGCUAAUGGGUUGCUAACUUCUUUAGAAUUCUGGACCAAAUCUGUGCGCGAGGGUGUAGAGGGAGAUGAUGACGAGGAAGGAAAGGAGCAGAAGCUGUGAUCAGUGACGCUUCAGGCCUGGGGGUCCGACGAGGAAGAGCAUCAUCUGUGUGAGCAGUGCCGACGGCCAGCCCAUCUGAUAAUUCCCUUGAUGAAUUGUGUUGAGUUAAAGAAUCAUGGAGUUGGAGGCCAUCUUCAAGAUCUUCUAGCAUAAACUUCUUCCUAAGAAAAGAAUCAAUUUUCCAAUAACCCUGAUAGGACCCUGAACAGGUCCAAUGAUGGUGAACUCAUUCUCUCAAAAGUUAUUUGGGGCCAAAGUUGUAUGUUAAACACCAUUAAAGGAAAUCAGCUACUGUGUACUAUCCCAAGGUCAAGAAUAAGAAGACAACAAUCAAUUUGUCCAUGUGGCACAAAAUGAUUAUGGAUUCAGGUGUACGUUUUGUAUUGUUGCUGCUGGGGGCCAUUGCAGGUUCCCUCUGUGAGCAGUGCAGGGAUGGAAGGACCUUCUCAAACGCAGUCAUUUCCCCAAACCUGGAAUCCAUCAAAAUUCUGCGCGUGCCUCAAGCCGGUUCCAUGGCCGCCUGCACCGUCGCCUGCUGUGACUUCCCCAGCUGUGACCUGGCUUGGUGGUUUGAGCAUCGGUGCUAUGUAGUGAACUGCCAGCACCAGGGCAGCUGCGAGCCCAAGACCAUCGACCCCGUCCAGUCCUACCUCACUUUUGUGCUGCGGCCAGCCCGGAGGCCACCCCCCCUGCUAGGAUACGCACAGAGGAUGCCCAGCAGGCUUCAUCCGUCCCAGGAGGCCAGCAGGCCUAGAGACUUGCCCUUCUGGGGGAAGGGCCGCGGCUUAGAGGAGCUGCCUGAGUACGGGGACGAUUACAGGGAGACCGAGCAGGACUUCUUCCAGGCCAGCGGCAAGCAGGUGCCAAAGGGCGCUGCCGACUACACCGACUGGGGCCUGCUGCCAAGCGCCGAAGGGCCUUUCAACUCCUCCGGGGGAAAUGGCCGUUCUCUGGGAGAGGAAAGAAAUGGAAAUGCCAGGCUAGAGUACCCUGCCAGGGGGAAUGCAUCAGAGUGGGCCACUGUCCUGGAUCAUUUUCCCGAGGGGAGAUUAUCCCCGACCUUGGAGAACAUCCCGCUGCCUGGAAAGACACGUGAAAAGGAGGAAGCCUUUCAGCCUCCUGGGCAGACUGGCAACCGCUCUGGAGAAGAGGUUCUAAUGCCUUCCCAUAAUCCUCCUUCAGCCAACCUGGAGUUCAGUCCAACCAGCAUGGAGAAAAGCCCCAAUCUAACAGUAACCCAGCGGAGCUCAGAUCGUGACACUGAAGUAUUUCCCACUGACAUUGGCCCCUCUCAGUCCAUCCUAACUGAGCAACCCACACCUCCUCCCACUGCUCCAAAGACAGUCAAAGAACUCAUGGUAUUUGCUGGAGGCAAUUUACUGGUCACUUUACCCCAAGAUGACAUUGAACUGAAGGCCUUUGUUGUACCAGCAUCUCCUUCAGAAACAAGUUAUAACUAUGAGUGGAGUUUGAUAAGUCACCCUGAGGAUUAUCAAGGUGAAAUUGAACAAAAAUAUACGCAAACACUCAAUCUUUCUCAGUUGCCUGUAGGCUUCUAUUGCUUCAAAGUGACUGUUUCUGGCGAAAAUGCUUUUGGAGAAGGAUUUGUAAAUGUCACUGUUAAGCCAGCAAUGAGAAACAAUCAGCUUCCUGUAGCAAUCGCUUCUCCCCAAGUACAAGAGCUCUCCUCGUUCUCCACUUCAGCCGUCAUUGAUGGCAGUCAAAGUACAGAUGAUACUAAAAUCGUGAGCUACCACUGGGAAGAAAUUCAAGGACCCCAAAGAGAGCAGAAGGUAUCAGUUGAUUCUGCAGUCUUGCAGUUAUCUAAUCUUGUUCCUGGGAAUUAUACUUUCAGGUUAACAGUAAUAGAUUCAGAUGGAGCUGCAAACUCCACCAAUGCAAUACUAAUAGUCAACAAGCCUGUGGACUAUCCACCCUUUGCCAAUGCAGGACCAAAUCAGGUGAUAACUUUACCGAAGAACUUCAUCACCCUCAAUGGAAACCAGAGCAGCGAUGACCACCAAAUUAUCAGCUAUGAGUGGUCUUUGAGCCAACGUAGUAAAAGCAAAGAAGUAGUCAUGCAGGGAGAGAAGACGCCAUACCUUCAGUUGUCUGGUAUGAAAGAAGGAGAUUAUAUAUUUCAACUGACAAUCACAGAUUCAUUAAGACAGCAAUCCACUACUGAGGUCAACGUGAGGGUCCAGACUGAAAACAGUCCCCCUAUUGCUGUGAUUGGUCCAGACAAAGAGCUGAUAUUUCCUGUGGAAAGCAUGGUCCUCGAUGGAAGCAGAAGCACUGAUGAUCAGGGCAUCAUUUUUUAUCGCUGGGAAAAUAUCAGUGGCCCAAGUGCUGUGGUGAUUGAAAACAUUGAUCAACCUGUAGCCACAGUCACCGGACUGCAGGUCGGCACCUACCACUUCCGACUGACGGUGAAAGACAGCCAGGGCUUGAGCAGCAUGGCCACCCUCUCGGUGGCUGUCAGAGAGGAAAACAACAUUCCUCCCAGAGCUUGGGCUGGUGGCAGACAUAUUCUCGUACUUCCCAAUAACACCAUUACUUUGGAUGGUUCAAAGUCGACUGAUGACCGAGGAAUUGUGUCUUAUCUGUGGAUGCGGGACAGUCAGAGUCCAGCAGCUGGAGACAUAAUCUAUGACUCUGACCAUAGUGCAUCUCUGCAGCUCAUCAAUCUGGUGGAAGGAAUCUAUAUUUUCCACUUGAAAGUCACAGACCUCCAAGGAGAUUCCGACAUUGAUACUGCUACAGUGGAAGUACGGCCUGACCCUAAAAAGGGAGGCUUGGUAGAGCUGAUUUUGCAGGUGGAAGUUGGGCAACUGACCGAGCAACAGAAGGGCAUGCUUCUGAGGCAGCUGUCAGCGCUACUGAAUGUGCCAGAGUCUGAUAUCAAGAUACAGAGGAUCCAGGCUCAUUCUGAUAUCAGCACCGUGAUCACAUUCUAUAUGCAGGGUGGCCAGCCUCCCCGAGUCAUCCAGGGUGCUAAGGUGGCCCACACUUUGCGUGCUCAGCUCUUAAAGGAAAAGGAAGACUUCUUACUUUUUAAGGUCCUGCGAAUAGACACAGAAGUUUGCCAUUUGGAAUGUUCUGGCCAUGGCCACUGUGAUCCCAUUACGAAGAGCUGCAUCUGCUACCAGUUGUGGAUGGAAAACUUGAUCCAGCGCUACCUCAGUGAUGGAGAAAGCAACUGCGAAUGGAGUAUUUUCUAUGUGACCCUGCUGGCUUUGACUCUGAUCAUAAUAAUGAUGGUUUUCAUUUGGCUUUGCAUCUGCUGCUGCAAGAGACAGAAAAGGACUAAAAUAAGAAAAAAAACAAAAUACACCAUCCUGGAUAAUAUUGAUGACCAAGAAAGAGUGGAGCUAAGACCUAAAUUUGGAAUUAAACAUCGAAGCGUAGACCAGAACUCCAGUCUGAUGGUAUCGGAGUCGGAAUUUGAAAGUGACCAAGAUACGAUCUUUAGCCGAGAGGUUGGAAUGGACAAUUCAAAGAACUCUAUGUUUGGAUCCAUCAAAAAUGGAAUUACUUUCAGUUAUUGCUCCAAGGACAGAUAGUUAAGUUGUUUUCAAGUGGGAGGAAAUACUGAGUUGCCACAGAAGGAAUGAGUUGAGACUUCUACCUUUUUUUUUCCCCAAAAUCAAAAUCUUCUUAUAGAAUAGGAAACAGAGAAAAGUUUGUCCAUCAUAAUUCAGAGGUGGUUAGAACAGAAAAAAAGAUACUAGCACAUUUACCUUCUCCUACAUUGUGCUAAGUAAUAGAGUCCCAUGUUUUAAAGACUUCUUGGCUGAAGACUGACACCAAAAAUCACUACUUAGCUUGAUUAUUAAUGGAAAGAGGUAUAACAUUAAGUUUUAAGUUAUAUACAAUUUGUGCUUUACAUUUAGUUUUCCAUCAUUAAAAGAAGCUCUGUAUAAAGCUGGUACAAUAGUGUUUUAAGGCUUUAUAUAAAACAGCCCAUAUUUAAAUAAAGCUUACUUACUAUGUGAUUACAGGCUCCAUCUUCAGAAGUAGAGCUUUUUUAAGUUAAGUAAAAACAAGGAUUGUAAAGCAGACUUUCUCUCCCCCACGCCCCCCACCCAAUUUUGAGUUUUCCAAUAUGGUCUCAGGGUAGCUAGCACACACUAGAUUUGAUUGUCAUGCCAAAAGCAGACUGAGACAUUACCCUCUCGGAGAACUUCCAGGCCCUAUGUGGAAGCAACAUUCCUCCUGAUCCAACCACUUAUGUUUUUAUGUGCCCCUAAAUUAUUUUUGAGGUCUGGUUAAUAAUAGAAAUAAGGCAAAUGCUACUGAAUAGAGAUGAGGAAUGGAAAGGGAGAUGGAAUUUAAGGUCUUACUGAUUGGAAAUUAGAAUGUUGCAAUUUAGGGAGGAAAAGGUAUAGCUGUUUUAGAUCUUGAGACAAUUUCUGUUAUUCAUUCCCUAUAUAAUUUCUCCACUUUAACUGAGCCAUUUAAAAAAUCAUCUCAAAAAAGCUGCAGUUGCUCUAAUCGAAAAUACAUUCCUAAGUGUAUUUCUGAGGUAGGUUUUAAAAAACCAUCAAACACCUUUUGUUAGCCUAUACCACUCUAAAAUGUUUAAAUAUACUUUUAAAGGGAGAGAGUAGAACUAUGUAUUUUCUGAGUUUGGUUUUAGAGAAUUUGGUGGCUUACUGGAGGUAGAAGAAUGAUUAGGCUCUCUUGUCCAGUUUCCUCACCAUUUAGCACCAGAUUUUCUUAAAUGGCUUAUUUUGUGGCAAGUCAGUGAACUCCCUAACACAAAUGGUUUUAGAAGUGGAGUUAUUUUGGAAGGAGGGGUCAGAUUAUAGGACUAUUGACUUAGAGUUAUCCAAAAGAGAAAUGGGUUGCUUUGGGAUCCUCUUUGUAGGAACUGUUGUUAAGAUAUGGAUGAGUUGGAUCAGAUAACCUCAGAGACCCCUUUCCAAUACUAGGAUUCUGGGAUUGUGGACUUGGCUAUCUAAUGAUGUGCUUUAAAAUUUCAUACAAAAAGGGCCCUUAGGUAGCCCAAUGGAUAGAGAGCCAGGCCUGGAGUUGGGAGAACUUGAAUGCAGAUAUUUCCUAGCUAUAUGUCCUGGGUAAGUCACUUAACCCCAGUUGCCUAGCCUUUACCACAAUUCUGCCUUAGAAUCAGAAUUAGAAACUAAUACUUGGUAUUGAUUCUAUGACAGAAAGUAUGGGUUUGAGGGAAAAAAAAUCAUACAAAAUACCUUUUUGAGAGUCAUAGCUAAAAUUUCUUUGGGAAUAGGGGAAAAGGGGAAAACCACCUCAAAUAAUUUGAUCCUUGCCAACACCUACUUAUAUUGGAUUUAAUUGUAUUAAAUCAAGUUGACGGAAUCACUGUUCUGUUUUCACAUAAUUACCCACACUGAGGACAAAUUAUUAGGGUUGUCCCAGUUAGUAUUUUUUUUAAAGAACUAGGCUAGAGGGUUGGGCCCAUUACAAAUGAAAACCAUUUUGUAGGCUCAAGCAUGCCUGCAUUGUAAGGGGCACUGUAUUAAUAUCUCUUUACUGUACCAUGUGGGAAGGACUGGACCUGCCUUGGGUUAAUGAAAGCAUAAAUGUAGUAGUUAAACUAUCAGAGUUCAAGAGAGGAAAUGUCAUUAUAGCAGGCAGAUGAGAAAAAUAGGCCCGCAUCUUCUCUUUCUAAUAUUCAUGUGAACAGAAUAUUCCUAAUUGCUUUAUUUUGCUGUUGAAUGGGAGAGUAAUAAUGAGGCUGUAAUUGAAAACACAAGUCCCCAAUUGCACAUCUGCUUUUCAGAAAAAUUGCCAAUUAAAAAUCAGGCAGGAUCUGAUGGGAGCAUGUGCUGCUUCAGCCGCUUAGACUCAAUGCUGACCCCUAAGUAGGCGGGUAAAGCUAGAUUCAAAUUAAUUCAAUAAACAUUUAUUAAGUACUUACCAUGUCCAAGGCCCUGUGCUAAGCUCUGGGGAUAUAAAAGCAAAGCGUGAAAAAUCUGGUCCCCUGCCCUUUUGCUUAUCUCUACUAGAGGAUAAAAAAAAGUGAAAAACAAGGUAAGAUAUUUGGGGACAUACCUGGCAUAACAAGAAUGAAUCAAUAGGCUAUUGUGAAUGUGGGGAAACAGGAUACAAUGAAUGCUCUGUUACUAGUUAUGUUCAUUUCUAUGAUUGAAGAAAGAUGACUAUUGAGUUUAGAAGGAGAUUCUGAGCAGCUUACAAAUUUGCCUGCUACUAAGCCGCCAUCUUGGCACCCAAGAUGACUGUUGGGAAUUGGUAGACAAGGUCUGGUUGGAUAUUUCAUGGGAUGACCUUGAAAUCCUACUCCCAAAAUUGAAUUAAAAAAGCAUUAACUUAGAGGCAUUAACUAAGAGGCUAAGGAAGUUACAGUAGACAAUGAGCCCUCUCUCCUGUUGGAGGCUCUUUCCUUCUUUGCCACCCUCUCUUCCAUGUGCUCCAACUCCCUUCUUUGAAAUCAUCUCUGAUCUUAUUAACUGCAUCUGCUCCCUCUUUUUCUCCCUUCAUUCUGCCCCUGCCCUCCCCCCUCCCCCCCAUUUCUUUUACGUCUUUCCUUCUCAGGUAUCCAGCUUAGCUACCUUAUUUCAUCCUGGGAACCAAAAAAAAUACCACAUGAAUGGUCAGAUAGCAAGGAGCUUAACCACUCUAUUGCCAAUGUGUAAAUAUGUCUAUGUUGGUUCACAGAACAGUAGUCAAAAUGAUAAUUGAUCUCUAAAUAUGAAGUGGAAUGAUAUGUUGGAUAUUUUUUGUCCUUGUGUCAUUUACCCUACAGUUUCAUUGGCCAUUAAGAAUCUUUGGAAGGUAAAGACCUAAGAUUUUGGAUAAAUACUCUGGGAUGGCAGGGAUUAUGCACUGAACUGAACUCAUAGCAGAGUAGACUCUGAGGUUCUCCUAUGAAAAUCUUAGUUGUAAGUCCAGCUGUAACAAAGGAACAAUCAAUUUUCCAAUAUGUCUUUAUGCUGAUCAUAGCCCCCUCCCAUGGCUGGGAAUUUUGCAUGUACUGAAGGCUGAAACAACCCUGGUGUAUAAAAACAGAGAUGUGGGAAAGGGUUAUUAACCAAUAGGCCAAUGGUGUUGCUGCAGCAGAUAGAGCCUAAGAAGUACCCUUCCCCUUGAAUGUGAACCUGUUAUUAAGGAGUUUGUCCCAGGAAUAUUUGUAGGAAAAUGUGUUAUUUAUUUUAUGCAUUGACAUUGUACUGCAUCAUUUUAAAAACAUUAUCAAAUGUAUGUGCUCAUCUUAAUAAAACUGUUUUCCUCAUGUAA
Monodelphis domestica (gray short-tailed opossum) is the source of this 7802-nucleotide messenger RNA. Its product is annotated as KIAA0319 ortholog. The record is from RefSeq and is a predicted model, not a curated record. Gene Ontology annotation, biological process: neuron migration. NCBI's taxonomy places the organism in Eukaryota, Metazoa, Chordata, Mammalia, Didelphimorphia, Didelphidae. Gene Ontology annotation, cellular component: cytoplasmic vesicle; plasma membrane.